Messenger RNA from Laetiporus sulphureus 93-53, 1721 nucleotides. Its product is annotated as acid protease. The record is from RefSeq and is a predicted model, not a curated record. Gene Ontology annotation, biological process: proteolysis. The transcript is spliced from 11 exons. The coding region runs from base 191 to 1630 and encodes 479 amino acids. Lineage: Eukaryota; Fungi; Basidiomycota; Agaricomycetes; Polyporales; Laetiporaceae. Gene Ontology annotation, molecular function: aspartic-type endopeptidase activity.
GGGGUGGCUGGUCUGUUGGUGACAGGUGUGGCUGACGGUCCGCAGGCAGUCAGCCUGCAGGGCCUGGCCAAGGCAACAUGAGCUGUCGGACGUCUGUAGAAACACCACCAUCUCCUUCUCUUCAGUUGCUCCGUGAAAUCAGUGCCCGGUGCACCUGGUUGACGAGUCGACCCUUUUUCUCCGCACUGGCAUGCGUUCCGUAUUCGCUCUUCUCUUCCUCGCUCUCGGCGCUUGGACGUCCCCACUCAGCGCCGACAAGUCUGGAAAGAAGAGCUUCAUUGCCAAGAUCAGACGUUCCUCAGGUCAGCCGCCUCCAAACCCGGGCGACACCGACCGCGUCUUUGACCCUACGUACGCGGCCGAUGAACUCAAGGCCGUCCUCGCCAAGUACUCCCAAGCCGCUCAGUUCCUCUCCGGCAUCGGCCUCAACCCGGACACGCACCCCGAGAAAGGCUAUCAGCCCUUCACUCGUCCCUUCAUCGGCCUCCUCAACUCCACCGCGAACAAUGCCACCACAUACAACGCCACAGCAGCGCACAACUCGAGCAAGCUGCCCGUGUCGGCAGAGCAGCAGCCCUGGGUCGGCUGGGCUGCCUCGGAGAAGACCUCCGCAGGUCUGGUGACCGUGCCCGGGACGGCGCAGCUCGGGUUGACGGACGACGCCGAGGGAGGGUUGGACAUUCUAUAUUAUGGCCCGUUGGGAUUUGGCUCCCAGCAGCAGGAGCUGACGGUCGAUAUCGAUACGGGCUCGGCAGACCUCUGGGUGCCUGUAGACUGUCAAGAAUGCGCGGGAAACUCCUUCCAACGUGAACACAGCUCGUCAUACAGGAACCUGGGGCAGAAGUUCUCUGUCACUUACGGCACUGGUCACGUCUCUGGAACGAUAGCCCAAGACAUCGUCACUGUGGGCGGACUCUCAGUUGCCCAGCAGGCCUUCGGUGCCGUGCGCAGCCAAUCGGCAGACUUCUAUGAUCAACCAUCCGAUGGGCUGCUCGGCCUGGCAUUCGGAAGCAUCGCACGAUCGAAGCAGCCCACGUUCUUCGAGAAUCUCAUGCUCUCGAAACAACUCGCAGCCGGUGCGUUCUCGGUGCAUUUGGAACGUGAGCAGACGUCCGGAUCGGAGGUUUGUUUCGGAUGCUUCGACACUACGAAAGCGAUAGGUCCUAUCAUCUGGAAUUCAGUCAUUUCACGGACGUACUGGUCGAUUCUGCUUGACGGCCUCUCCUCCGAUGCUUCCCAUUCUGUGCCUGCUAAUCUGACCGCAGCUAUCGACACAGGAACGACGCUCAUCUAUUUACCGGACAAGGUUGCGAAGAGCUUCUAUGCGCUGAUCCCUGGCUCACAACCUGCCAUGCAAUACGGCGCCGGUUUCUAUACCUUCCCAUGUUCGGCCCCACUGGCCGUCGGUCUUUCCUUCAACGGACAGCCCUACCGGAUGGACAUGGUCGACUUUAAUCUCGGACGCACCGCGGAAGAUUCCCCAGACUGUGUCGGAGGCAUCCUGUCACUUGGGAAGGGCUUUCCGGCAAACUUGGCUAUCAUUGGUGACGAAUUCCUAAAGUCCUGGUACUCGAUCUACGACUACCCAGGAAGCCGAGUUGGGUUCGCCCCGAGCAUCAAUAACCGCUGAAUGAGGUUUAUCCUAGCAUAUUUUGAUCAUGAUAAGAAGACAGCCAUGCAUAAUAGAACAGGUCUUGGUCCAAUCCCGUACAUCAUGAUUU